Molecule: messenger RNA, 2775 nt
Organism: Mustela erminea (ermine)
Lineage: Eukaryota; Metazoa; Chordata; Mammalia; Carnivora; Mustelidae
Gene: AAGAB
Product: alpha and gamma adaptin binding protein
Exons: 11
Coding region: 36-1064 (342 amino acids)
Source: RefSeq, a predicted model, not a curated record
GCGGCUCUCGGACGCUACGGCUCGCGAGCGCAGCUAUGGCUGCGGGCGUCCCCUGUGCGGUUGUCACCAGCUGCUCCUCCACCUUCUCCGGAGACCGGCUGGUCCAGCAUAUCCUUGGAACAGAAGAUCUUGUUGUGGAAGCAGCUGCCGAUGAUGCUGUGAGGUUUUAUCCCUGGACCAUUGAUAAUAAAUACUACUCAGCAGAUAUCAAUCUGUGCGUGGUGCCGAACAAAUUUCUUAUCACUGCAGAGAUCGCAGAGUCUGUCCAAGCAUUUGUGGUGUACUUUGACAGCACACAAAAGUCUGGUCUUGAUAGUGUCUCCUCAUGGCUUCCACUGGCAGAAGCAUGGUUACCUGAAGUCAUGAUCCUGGUUUGUGACAGAGUGUGUGAAAAUGGUGUAAACCGACAAAAAGCUCAAGAAUGGUGUAUCAAGCACGGCUUUGAAUUGGUAGAACUUAGUCCAGAAGAGUUGCCCGAGGAGGAUGAUGACUUCCCAGAAUCUACAGGAGUAAAGCGAAUCAUUCAAGCCUUGAAUGCGAACGUGUGGUCCAAUGUGGUGAUGAAGAAUGGACUUUGCUUUGCUGGUGGUCUGGGGACCCAGGGAACUGCUCCUUCCUCCCACCAGGCUUUUCAUGAAUGUCUGCCAGCAGAUAGGAACCAAGGCUUUAGCCUUCUUAGCUCAUUGGCUGGAGCAAACCAUAGCAUUGGGUCAGCAGAUAUGUGUGCCUCAGAGCAGCCCCAUUUGCCAGCAGCAGCGAGGACUGAAUCUCUCUUGGAUCAUCGGGGCGGUGCAUCUAACACAACAGACACUCAGGCUGAUAGCGUCGUGGAUUCCAUGUUAGAUCUGGAUAUUCAAGAAUUAGCCAGUCUUACUACUGGUGGAGGAGAUUUGGAGAAUUUUGAAAGACUGUUUUCAAAGUUAAAGGAAAUGAAAGACAAGGCUGCGACGCUUCCUCACGAGCAAAGAAAGUUGCAUGCAGAAAAGGUGGCCAAAGCCUUCUGGAUGGCAAUUGGGGGAGACAGAGACGAAAUCGAAGGCCUUUCCUCUGAUGAAGAACACUAAAUCGCCCGCGCUAGGGUUUGACUGCCUCAGACUCUUCCCUGCUGCACCCAGUUCUGUUUGGCCAGACUUCCCAGCAUCCUGUUGGCCUCCUGGCUCAGUUUUAGGGCUGUCUUACUUUUAGUUUUUAGUAGGGGUAGUGGGGCUUUUCUCCCUCAGUACAGUGGAAGGGAGCGAGGAAGGUAAUGCCAGCAAGGAGUGACAGUUUUCCUAGUACAGAGGCCUGGGUGGUUUGCCCCAGCUGCAGGAGGAGGCCACCAUGCCGUUCCCGGCCCACCUUUCGCAGAGUGUCCUCUGCAGUCACACUCUGUCACUGUGUAUCAGGAGCUGGUGCCGCGUUUCCUCAAGCUUCUGGAUUUUCUGCCUGCAGGGAGCUUGCCCACCCUGAGCUUUGGUGCUUUUGAUGGUAGGGAAGGAAGCAGUAGACUUGAUUUGUGCCACGCGGUAGGUGGGCCCAGAGUCAGUGGCUCUUAGCUCAGUCUCGCGCAAAAAAAAGUCUCUGGCCGUUUCCUGUGAAAGGGUGUCUCAGCUCACACCAGAAACUACUGAGAAACAAGGGUGAAUUUUUAGACAAUGUUAGAGGAGGCCAAGGUGUCCUCCUCUGGUAGGGAUAAACAAACCCAUCUACCAGGUUGCUCUUAUGGGGGGGCGGGGGUUGUGUUUAAGAGAAAGAAACUUCAGGAAUUCCCUGUUCGGGGCCACUGAAGCAGUCUGUGACCUUAUCUGGAGGCUUUUGCAUUAGUCCUACCAGGAGGAAACUCGUCUUCCUGAGAGCUCAUGAGAUAUCAGAGCUCUGCUGUCACACUUUAUACCCUCAAAACAAGGCAACUUUCCCCUCUUUGUCUCUGAGAACCCAACAGAUCACUGCCAGCACGGUCACACUGCAGGGUGGGUGAGCCGGAGAAGGAGGGAAAGGAUGUGAGAGGUUAGGUGGUGAAGCUCUGAGGGCCAGUGUGACGUGCAGGGCUCGGAGUGGGGGCUCAGUUUCGGGGGAGCCGAUCCCCACAGGGAAUGUUUCCUAAAGAAGGGUGGGAAAUAUAGCAAAUAAAAAUCCCUAUUUCUGUGUUUGUAGACACUUGGGAAUGUAUGACAUUGACAGUCACUGUGGUAGCCAUUGCCACGGUUCUAGCCUGGUGCAUGGUCCCCCAGCUGCCUGGUUGGUGCUGGCAAACGGGCUGACAGCCACUCCUGGCUUAGCGUGGACUGUGAAAUCCUUAGGUCACCAGCAGAAACAAGCUUCAGACCCCUCUGUGCCCCACUAAUCUCUGCAGAAGGAAUGGUGGGACGAGUGGAAUGCUCCAGGUCCUGGGCCAGGGCAGCCUUGACCAAGGAGGGGAAGGUUUCAGUGAUUGGAGCAUUCAGGAAGAGCCAUCAUUGCAGGCAACAUUGGCAGUUAUCUUGCUUGGUGACCCUUUCUCCCCCCUUUCCUUUUUCUUUUUUUUCCCCUCCUCUUUUAACUAUUCUGAAGGUCUUUGAGACAAUAGUUGAUCACCAUUCCAUCAUCUUUGAGGUGGCUGUAUUAGCUGUUAAGAAUGCAAGGGAAGUUGGCUCUGGGGUUGCGAAAUGAAAGGCAGAAUAUUCUUAAAACAUGAAGUGUUUCAGAAAAUAUAUCAGGUCACAUGGUUAGGGAACACAGACUAGAAAAAGCUGUGAAUGUGAUUUUCUGGAUUAAACAAAGCCAGGUGAUUAAAAUAUGAUUUAUUUAUAAAGUCUG